AUGCUACCGGUAUUGCCCAGCUCACAUAUCGUUCAACAAAAUCGUUUAGUGGAUAACAAAACGAGUAACGCCAAUUCUUCGCGCCAAACCCAAAGCCCCACACAGCCAAGUGGCCUCAAACGCAGCUCCAGUAUGAUUUUUCGCAUUGAGCAUUUAUUGCCGCCCACAUCAUCAUCGGCUGCACCAGCACCUGCUUCAUCUGCAGGGAACUCGGUGACACCACCUCCAUCCUCCUCGCAUCAAGGAUCACCAAAAAAAUCAAAGUUCAUAAGGGCCGGAAUACACGUGACCCAGGCUAUAGCAAAAGACACCCAAUCUGUGUUAUUCGACACCCAAGACUUAAUCACUGCAGCCGAAGUGACCACCACGGAAUCCUCGACACGUGUCUAUUGCUCUUUGACACCACAAGGCGAUAAACUGUCAAUAAGUGCAUCACAAAUGCGUAAAAUUAAGCUCUCCGAAGAUAUUCACAGCUACAAUGCCUUAUUCGAGCUGAAAGGAGGCCAAGUCAUGUUACGAGUGGUUCGUGAUGUCGAACGGGAAGAGGAGUUGGUGGCCUGGUUUGGGGAAGAGUUGACCCUUAUGAUGGCCAUACCCUUCUUGACACCCCUUAAUAUACAAGGAAACAAUCGUUAUAUGUGCCAUUGGUGCCACUUGACCUUUGAGACUCCAAAUCCUUUGAAAAUUCAUUUGGCCUUGGGCUGUGGUCGUCACAAUAUUGAUGUUCUGUGGAUACGCCUACAUUAUGCCCUGAGGGCCAAGCAGUACACUCACACACCUGCACGCACUUCACCCCUGUUGCCCACCACAAGCUCCGCAACCUCAGCACCGACACUGUCGCCUUCGUACUCACCACCACCACCACAGUCUCCAACACAGCCCACCUCACCAAUGCCUAGAUUUUCAGCCUUUAAACCCAUAUCGCUGUCAACACCAGUUAACCAACAGCCGCAACUUGCGCCCCCGCCAACAUCACUCUCCGUUUCUCUAGCCAGUGCCCUGAGUGUAGCUCCCCACCAUCACACCUCCAGCCCGCACAUGUCCUUCUUGCCGUCGCUCUCCACAGCUGCCUUUCCACACAUGAGUCUGCUGCAGCCCACCUCUUCAAAUCCUCUAAAUGCUGCUGCCCAAAUUGAAGCCAUUGUCAGCAAUAUGGGUGCCUCCAAACAAGGUCAUCUAUGUAUUUACUGUGGCAAAAUGUAUUCCCGCAAAUAUGGUUUGAAAAUUCACAUAAGGACCCAUACAGGCUUCAAGCCCCUGAAGUGCAAAUAUUGCCUGAGGCCCUUUGGUGAUCCCAGUAAUCUGAACAAACACAUACGCCUUCAUCUGCAGUCGAAUGCCAAUGCCGGCAAUGCAGGCUCGGAGACCUAUCAAUGUACCUUGUGCCAUAAGACCUUCGGAAGACGUAGGGAUCUUCAAAAGCAUAUGGAAAAUAGACACAGUGAAUCGGGCCUGCCUACAGUCGAGAAACCGGAAACAAGUCAUUCGGAUUGA
Messenger RNA from Stomoxys calcitrans (stable fly), 1494 nucleotides. RefSeq names its product protein snail (gene Prdm13). The record is from RefSeq and is a predicted model, not a curated record. NCBI's taxonomy places the organism in Eukaryota, Metazoa, Arthropoda, Insecta, Diptera, Muscidae. The transcript has 2 exons. Gene Ontology annotation, cellular component: nucleus. Bases 1 to 1494 code for a protein of 497 amino acids.